GCAGCUCUAGUGACACCGCGGUGUCCGCUCCACCGGCCACAGACAUGACAGAGCGCCUGACAGCCGAGCAGAUCAAGGAGUACAAGGGGAUCUUUGAGAUGUUUGACGAGGAGGGCAACGGGGAGGUGAAGACGGGGGAGCUGGAGCGGCUCAUGAGCCUGCUGGGCAUCAACCCCACCAAGAGCGAGCUGGCUUCCAUGGCCAAGGACGUGGACCGAGACAACAAAGGCUUCUUCAACUGCGACAGUUUCCUGGCCCUGAUGGGGAUUUACUGGGAGAAGGCCCAGAACCAGGAGGGCGAGCUGAGGGCCGCUUUCCAAGUCUUCGACAAGGAGGGAAAGGGUUACAUCGACUGGGACACACUCAAGUAUGUGCUCAUGAAUGCAGGCGAGCCCCUCAACGAGGUGGAGGCUGAGCAGAUGAUGAAGGAGGCAGACAAAGAUGGGGACGGGACCAUUGACUAUGAGGAGUUCGUGGCCAUGAUGACCGGAGAGUCCUUCAAGCUGGUCCAGUAGGAGCAGCUGCUUCAGCUGUGGGCGGCCUGCCCAACCAUGGAGCUGCUGCCCGCCACUGCCCACUG
Messenger RNA from Molossus molossus (Pallas's mastiff bat), 580 nucleotides. RefSeq names its product calmodulin like 6 (gene CALML6). The coding region runs from base 45 to 515 and encodes 156 amino acids. Lineage: Eukaryota; Metazoa; Chordata; Mammalia; Chiroptera; Molossidae. Gene Ontology annotation, molecular function: calcium ion binding. The transcript has 5 exons. The record is from RefSeq and is a predicted model, not a curated record. Gene Ontology annotation, cellular component: myosin II complex.